Molecule: messenger RNA, 272 nt
Organism: Didymodactylos carnosus
Lineage: Eukaryota; Metazoa; Rotifera; Eurotatoria; Philodinida; Philodinidae
Source: the annotation of a GenBank genome assembly
GGCAAUGUCGAAAAGUUUAGAAAUUUUGAUGUUGCUGCAAGCAGAAAAGAAUUUAGAACAAAUAUUAUUGUAACAUAGAUACCACUAUAUAAAAUAUUACGAUAGUCUGGGUGUUUUGGGAUUUUUAGGAUAUUUGGGAUGUUUGGGGUGUUUUGAGAUUUUUACGAUUUUUGGGAUGUUUGGGUGUUUUGGGAUGUUUGGGAUGUUCUUAGGAAGUAGAAUUCUGAAAGCGAGAAUGAUCAAAUGCCAAACGAAAUUCGUCUUUGCCAGGA